Molecule: messenger RNA, 1188 nt
Organism: Gracilinanus agilis (Agile Gracile Mouse Opossum)
Lineage: Eukaryota; Metazoa; Chordata; Mammalia; Didelphimorphia; Didelphidae
Gene: MAPKAPK3
Product: MAPK activated protein kinase 3
Exons: 10
Coding region: 1-1188 (395 amino acids)
Biological process (GO): protein autophosphorylation; response to cytokine; intracellular signal transduction
Cellular component (GO): cytoplasm; nucleus
Molecular function (GO): calmodulin binding; calcium-dependent protein serine/threonine kinase activity; calcium/calmodulin-dependent protein kinase activity
Source: RefSeq, a predicted model, not a curated record
AUGGACCCCAGUGGUGAACGGGAAGAGCAGAUACCUGAAGGACAAGCCUCAGGCCCUGGUCCUGGGGGAGCCAUGAGCACAGGAAUCCAAGGGAAUGCCAAGAGUGGGCCUAGGAGUCUGGCCCAUGGCAAGGUUGAGCCCAAGAAGUAUGCAGUGACCGAUGAUUACAAGCUGUCUAAACAAGUGCUGGGCCUGGGUGUGAAUGGAAAGGUCUUGGAGUGUUUCCACAAGGUGACAGGCCAGAAGUGUGCACUGAAGCUCCUGUAUGAGAGUCCCAAGGCUCGUCAGGAAGUGGAACACCAUUGGCAAGCCUCAGGUGGACCCCAUAUUGUGCGCAUCAUGGACGUGUAUGAGAACAUGCACAAUAACAAGCGGUGCUUCCUUAUCGUCAUGGAAUGCAUGGAAGGUGGUGAGCUUUUUAGCAGGAUCCAGGAGCGAGGCGACCAAGCUUUCACCGAGAGAGAGGCCUCGGAGAUCAUGAGGGACAUUGGUACAGCCAUCCAGUACCUGCAUGCCAUGAACAUUGCCCACCGGGAUGUCAAGCCAGAAAAUCUGCUCUAUACAUCCAAAGGGAAAGACUCAGUACUCAAGCUCACGGACUUUGGAUUUGCCAAGGAGACCACUCAAAAUGCCCUACAGACACCCUGCUACACACCCUAUUAUGUGGCCCCUGAGGUGCUGGGUCCUGAGAAGUAUGACAAGUCGUGUGACAUGUGGUCACUCGGAGUUAUCAUGUAUAUCCUUCUUUGUGGCUUCCCUCCAUUCUACUCCAACACCGGCCAAGCCAUUUCCCCUGGAAUGAAGAGAAGGAUUCGAAUGGGACAGUAUGGAUUUCCCAAUCCCGAGUGGUCUGAUGUCUCAGAAGAAGCCAAGCAAUUGAUCCGACUCCUGUUAAAGACAGAACCUACCGAAAGAAUGACCAUCACCCAGUUUAUGAACCAUCCUUGGAUUAAUCAAUCAAUGGUGGUCCCGCAAACUCCUCUUCACACUGCCCGAGUCCUGCAGGAAGACAAAGACCACUGGGAUGAAGUGAAGGAAGAAAUGACCAGUGCCCUGGCCACUAUGCGGGUAGAUUAUGACCAGGUGAAAAUCAAAGACUUGAAAACUUCUAACAACCGGCUCCUUAAUAAACGUCGAAAGAAGCAGGCUGGUGGCUCCAUGUCCUCUACAGGCUGCAACAACCAGUAA